ACCACAAUGAGACUGUAUGGCCGGCAAGUUCAAGGUGCGUUCCCGUUGAAUCAUUCGUGUGGGACGCCUGAAAUAAUCUAUUUAAAUCUACACUGAAACGCGAUCACAACAGUCUGACGCGAACGACGCAGCGCGCCUGCAACGAACCAUUUUAAAGAUGUCUAUAGUUCCCCUGAUGUUCCGUGACUGGUGGGAUGACUGGGACCGCCCGUCCCGGCUUCUUGACCAGCACUUCGGCAUGGGGCUGAAGAAGGACGAGCUCCUCUCGUCUCUAUCCACUCUGCCUUCCAGCUCUAUCUUGAGGAACUCUUACUUCAGGCCGUGGAGAGCAAACCUUGCGAGACAGGAGUCUUCCUCCACGAUCAACUUGACUAAAGAGAAAUUCGAAGUCAUUCUUGACGUCCAACAGUUUACCCCUGAAGAGAUCACCGUGAAGGCAAGCAACAACAGUGUGCUAGUUGAGGGAAAGCAUGAAGAAAAGCAAGACGAACAUGGAUUUGUCUCCAGGCAGUUCACCAGACGCUACAUCCUUCCAACUGGUUACGAUGUAGCCGACGUCAUCAGCUCCUUAUCAUCGGACGGUGUCCUGACUAUCACAGCCCCGAAACGCCCACCACCGAACGCAGGAGAACGAAUUAUUCCCAUUCUGAAAACAGGCCCGGCUAAACAGCCUGAAGCCCCAAAAACAGAACAGCCCCGCGAGCAAACUGUUCCCAUUAUUACAUCCCCAUAAUCCCCUGACACAACGAUCGAAUGAAUAGCAUUUAUUUUUAACCCAAAGUUGGCCAACAUUGGGCUAAUCGAAAAACGAAUUAGGGUUAAGGAAUGCAAAACAUCACUUUUCUUUGUUAUAAUUGAAUUAAAAAUAUAAAUUUUA
Messenger RNA from Leptidea sinapis, 877 nucleotides. It is a transcript of the gene l(2)efl, whose product is annotated as protein lethal(2)essential for life. The transcript has 3 exons. Gene Ontology annotation, molecular function: protein folding chaperone; structural constituent of eye lens. Lineage: Eukaryota; Metazoa; Arthropoda; Insecta; Lepidoptera; Pieridae. The record is from RefSeq and is a predicted model, not a curated record. Gene Ontology annotation, biological process: protein refolding; response to heat. The coding region runs from base 158 to 733 and encodes 191 amino acids.